Molecule: messenger RNA, 1052 nt
Organism: Pelagomonas calceolata
Lineage: Eukaryota; Pelagophyceae; Pelagomonadales; Pelagomonadaceae
Source: the annotation of a GenBank genome assembly
GUCGAGUUUGCGGCGCCUCGCGCGGCGCACAAAGUGCGCCUACAUGCUGUGGUAGAGGUGGUGGUAGCUCGCACAAACAAGCAUCCAUCGACGCACGCAAUAGCGCAGCACUUGCAAGGAUGGACUCGGACGACUCCGCGGACGACGACCCCUGCGAGAUGUGCGGCGUGGACCCGACGACGCGGGCGUCGAACCUCACGAAGCGCACGCUCAUGACGAACGCGCCGACGGGCCAGCGCUGCGGCCACCGUUUUUGUGGCGCGUGCGUCGAGCGCGGCAGCCAGGCGUCCAAGGGCCAGGGGUCCUUCCCCUGCCCGGCGCUCGGCUGCGGCGCGCCCGUGCGGCGCGCGACGCUGGACCCGCGGCGGCUCGACGCCAUCGAGGUGGCGCGCGACGCGUCGGCGCGCGCGCGGACGCUCGCCGUGCACAACAAGCCGCGCGACGCGUUCGCGACGCGGCGCGACUACGACGACUACCUCGAGGAGCGCGAGAACGUCGUCCACGCGCUGACCUACGGCGGCGCCGGCGCCGACGCCGCCCAGAAGAAGCUAAAAGAGGAGGCAGAGCGGGCCGCGACGGACAUCGCGCGCCAGGCGGCGCAGGAGGCCGACGCCGCGCGGCGGCGCGCCGACGCCGUCGACGACGACCGGCGGCGGACCGAGGCGCGCGCCGCGCGGCUGCGCGAGUCGCGCCGGCGGCAGAAGGAUGCGCGCGGCCGCGAUCGCGACCACGCCGUGGCCUACGCGCUCGGCGACCGCGACGACGCGCCGCUCGCCGCGCCUCCGGCGAUGCAAGCCGUCCGAUUGCCGCGGCCCGUCGGCCCGCCCAAGAACGAGCGCGUCGUCGCCGGCGCGGAGCUGGACAGGCGGCGGCGCGCGGGCGGCUGGCGCCGCGAGGCCUUCGGCCUCCGCGACGCCUUCGAGCUCGCGGCCGGCGCCGACGCUGGCCAGCUCACUGGGCCCGCGGCGCGGCCCUACCGCAAGCCGGAGCUGCUCUUCGGCCAGAGAGCAAGUGCCGCGAGCCCGCGCUCGGCCGGACCGCGGUUCUACUGA